This is a messenger RNA of Vanessa tameamea, 4734 nucleotides long. RefSeq names its product erythroid differentiation-related factor 1. Gene Ontology annotation, biological process: positive regulation of DNA-templated transcription. NCBI's taxonomy places the organism in Eukaryota, Metazoa, Arthropoda, Insecta, Lepidoptera, Nymphalidae. The transcript has 16 exons. The record is from RefSeq and is a predicted model, not a curated record. Bases 164 to 3754 code for a protein of 1196 amino acids.
UGACAGCAAUUUAAUACAGAUAAAAAUCUAUGUUAUUUUUUAUUCUUGCAGCAGCCGCAGUGCCAAAUACAUUUCAGUUGUAUCUUGUAAAGUCUGACUGAUUUUAAGUUUUUGCCACAAAUAUUCUUAGUAGUAUUUUAGGAAAAGUAUUUACAAACUAAAUAUGGAUGACCACGAGAAGGAGAAUGAAUGUAACCGUAAUAAGGACCGUAGCCCAUCUCCCGGUGUGAAGUCAACAGCGGUAGUCAAAUAUACAGCAUUUCAAAGUCCAGUGGGAUAUGCUAGACUACAAUGUAAUACAGAUCUCAACCUGCCCCCUUCUAACUGGGGUGGGAUUGACACAUAUGGGCUUAAGCAGAUUAUUACGAGAGAUAGUGGGCUUUCAAGUUUUAGAAUGGCACAUAUGUUUCCUGACUGUGUCGGUGAAGUGGAUGUUAUUUCUGAUGCGGAAUGCAUAAAAAAAUUACUUAAAUUGCCAUACCAGCCCAAUGGAACAGUGAGCAUGAUGGUCCACAGAGUAGAAAACACAUUGCUUUUAGAUGAUUUUGAUGUUUACGAGUAUCUUAUGAAGUCAGAAUGGUCUUGGCUGAAGGAUUUCUUCUAUGAAAACAUUCUUAAAACGAUGUCUGAAAAGGAACGUAUGUCAUUGACAUUAGCCCCAAGCCCGAGCUCAGCCUUACAGUUGACGCAUAAGUUUCUCUCUCACAGCCUGGUGGAGCGACCUCAGCCUUUACCCAGUGUGGUGCCGCAUACUCCUAUGUGCUUAGCUGGACCCUUUCUCCCUGAACCCGAAACUAGACCAGAGGAACCGACCAAUGAGAAGAGUUUCAACCGUAACGUUCUCUGGACGUUCGAAGAUAUACACAUGUUAAUCGGCAGCAAUUUGCCAAUAUUUGGUGACAAAGACCGACCCUGCGUCAGCCUCCGCUUAAGAGACGCCAGGGAACCGAUAAACGUACUAACAGGAAUAGACUACUGGCUUGACAACUUGAUGUGCAAUGUUCCUGAGGUUCUAAUGUGCUACCAUCUAGACGGAAUAGUGCAAAAGUACGAGCCGAUGAAAACCGAAGAGUUGCCUAAUAUGGAAAAUUCUAGAUUUUCACCGAAAGUUAUAAGAAACGUCGCCCAGAAUAUAUUAUCUUUUCUGAAAUCGAAUGCGACGAAAGCGGGUCACACUUACUGGCUGUUCAAGGGGCCACACGAUGACGUGGUCAAGUUGUACGAUUUGACGUCACUUUGUCCAGACGACAUGGACAACCCCUUCACGACGCCCGUGGCAAUGCUUCUCUAUCGAGUAGCCAGGAACAUGCGGCUCAUGAACAGGUCCAAGCACGUGAGACAGUUGCUGGAACACGUCGUGGAACUCUUACAAGAGGAACGGUAUCCGCAGAUCGUGGCCUCAUCUCACUACAUGUUGGCAGAUUUGUACGUCCCGGCAACUACUAAUCCAGCUUGUCCCAAUUUUAAAGAUGAAAGUUCAGACUCUGAGGAAGAGUCCGACUUCGGUGAUUAUGCGGAGUUCCCCCCCCACACAAAGUCGGACGGAGACGGUGGAUCUGAGCGAGACAAGGACAACAACGUCGAGAUCGUGAGCGAUGCCGCCGACAAGCGCACGGCGGGCGGCACGGCGCUGUCGCUGCCGCGGCGCAGCGAGGCCGCGGGGGCCGGCGCGCGGGGCCUCGCGCUGCGCGACAUCGGGCACCGGCGCUCGGCGCGACGCACGAACGAGAAAAUCAAAACAGACGACAAUAAAGGCUUGGGACUCGAACCAGCGACCCGCUGCGGACGGGCGCUGAAGCACGCUCUCAGAGGACUCAAGGCCUUGCAUCACCUCACUAUUGACAAAUCGAAGGAAGAAGAACGCGAGCGUCUCAGACAGCAAAUCAUAAUUGAAGAGCAACACCCUAAAAUGGCAAAUCCCUAUGAACCCAUUUCAAUGAACUACGAGCCGCUAAAACGCAACAAGGACGCGAAAGAGCACGUAUCGAGGAGCAGGAGACGCAAGAGAGAGAGGAAAAAUACGGACAAAUCUGGAAACUGUUUGAUAGAAUCUAAAUCUAAAAUAGACAAGAACGCCAUAUUAGUGAGAAAGGAGAAUAACACGUUACCGAAUUGGCACGAACCCAAUAGAGAUGACAAUUUCGCGUGGAAACUCCAUUUGAAGACUUUACUAUACGAAAAAAUAUGUCUUGCCUAUGCAACAUUGGCGGAAUACAGCUACUCACACGAACAGUUCGGUUUUUCACUUAAGUAUAUAGAUUUGGCCAGCAAAUGUCAAAAAUUGUUGAGCAAUAUGAUUAUAAAAAGUCGCGUCGUGGACGCUGGCUGUCUCAUUGGUAGAGUUGGUGACAAUUUCUUCCAGCUCAGCAAACAUUGGGCCAGUUUGGAGCAGUUCAAGAAGCAAUUUGAAACUGAUCACGAUAUUGAUGGUCAGAUAAAAAUAGAGAUUGAGAACGAUAUGGCGGAGGAGAUCGAUGGGGACGCAGGCGACGAGUUUGAAUUAGAGAUCGCGCUCCCGCUGAGCGAGACGGAGUCGAUGUUGUCGUCGUGUCGAUACUACGAGCGCGCCGAGCGGGCGGCGGCCGACGUCACGCACAAGCGGGACGAGCUGCUGCGCAGGCGCGCCUCCGUCUGCAACGAGCUGGCCGUGCGGUACAUGCACGACGCGCAGCAGAUCUACAUAAAAUACGUAGAAGAAGCAGACCAAAAUGAUCCCAAAGUGAAGCUACUCCAAGAGCAAUUCCUGACGUUCUCCCGUCGCUCGUCCGAGUGCCUCGAGGAGGCCACGACGAUAUUCGAGCAAGUCAAGGAUGUGCCUAACUUAGCCCUAUUGUAUUGCAACAAGGCGAGGUACAUGAGGUUUAAAGCUCAUUGCGACCAGGGAAGCUUUAACUCCGAGAAGCGCAGCCUGUACAGCCAGGCGGAGGACUUGUACUCGUCCGCGCUGAAGCUGCUCGGGCCGCGGGAGUCGUGCGGUGCAGUCUCCGUGUGGGACCUGGUCUCCUGGGAGCUGUCCUGCCACCUCUACACCCGGGCGGUGCUCAUGCAAGACUGCCCCAGUAUAUAUGCUAACGAGGUGACCGAGGUAGCGGAUGCGUUCAAACACGCUCUCAAGUAUUGCCCGCUAAGCCCCGGGCCGAGGCAGUACUUGUACCAGUUCCGAGCGGCCAUGAUCUACCACCGGCUGGGCUCGCUGUACCACUCGCAGUACAGGGCGACGGCGGCGGAGGGCGCGCGGCGGCGGGGGCUGCUGCACGCCACGUGCGCGCACUACGAGCGCGCGGCGCUGCAGUUCGCGGCGCUGGAGGACGGCGCCAUGUUCCUCACCGUGCGGCUGGAGCACGUGGCCGCGCUCGAGGCGCACGCCGCCGUAUCGCCGAAUCUCAAACUGAAGGCGCUCCAAAACGCCAUAGAGCUACUCAGGCAGUGUCACUCCAUAAUGAAGGUAUUGAAAGAUCGCGAUCCCGAUGAGCACAAGGAGGUUCCGAAGGCCGAGGUCGGUGACGAGAAAACGCUGAAGGACGAACACAGUCUCCUGUGCCUGUACGAGAAUCGAUUGAAUUUCAUAUUAAAAAGCGUCAUACAAUACUGCAGAUCGAAAUCGAAUAAGGAUUACGAAAAAAUGACGAUCAUGUAUAAGAAAUUGUACUGCGCGAGUUUAAAGAUAAAAAAGUCCGACAAUGUCAGAUUGUAUGCGGCCAGCAUCUGUGACGUGCUCACCGCUAUGGACGACAUUAGCAAGGAGUUCGAAUAGAUAUUACUGAUUACAGUUAUGUUUCAUCUUUAUCAAAUAACUUGUACUUGUAUCAAAGAUAUAGAACGUGAAAAAUCGGUCGAAUAUUUUGAGGAUUUUUGAGAAAAAUCGUAUUUACGCUUAGGACUAGCCAAUCGCUGACGAGACAUUUAAGAGCAGGCAAGUGUGUGCAACACUAUUGUUUCACGCACGCACACCAUGACACACUCGAAGACCGACGCACAAGCUACAUAGGUGCUGAUAUAAGUCAACGUUAGAGAAUUUUGGACAUAAAAAGUCAGUGAGAUCAAGACGUCUAGACCUGUAGCCUUAUCACUAAUCACCUAGUCACUAAGGCAAAUGUAUUUUAUAAAGUCGUUAAUUUUAUGUGAAACAUCCAUCCAGCCUCGACGAGACCGACUCUUGCUGUGCGUGCGUGACGCGUAUUAUACACACUUUGUUGCUAUAUAACUGUUACACAUUAAUAAGAAAAAAAUAUUUUAUUAAUGAUACUAUAUUUUUAUUUAUUUUACCAUUUUUUAUUGCUUUUCAUUUUAUUAUAAAUUUUUCAAAUAACAUAACAAUAGGUAUACGGAUCGCACGGAACAUUAUAAUGAAGCAAUAAAAACGAAUACGUAGUCAAAGUGAAUACAAAUUCCCGGCAAUGCGUAACGAGGCGUCUCUUUAAUACGUCAAAAGUGUUGUCACUCUAAUUAAUAAUUAUUGACGUAUUAAUAUAUUUUUUUUAAUGCUACACACACUACAUAUGCUGCUCUCUGCCUUUUACCUUUUUAUAAUCUGAGAUAAAUUAUUUUAAUACUUAUGAAUUUCCUCCUGUGGCGGUUACAUCGUUUAAUUGUCAAAAUCUCAUUAAAAAAAAAAACAAAACAGAACCAUAAAGCGUUAUCUUUCAAAUAUUUUACAAUUAAGCAAAUCUCUUUAUAAGUUGUGUAAAUAAUUUAAUUGUUUUGUAAAUAAAGUGUUUCGUUUUCAAAUGUUUA